UCGAGGGAUACCGAGGUGCCUUAGUGGCACUUGGAGAAAGAGUAACUUUAUUCUGGGCAGCAAUGGAGAGAGAGACCGCAGCAGCUGCCAUGCAAGCAGAGGCCUCACAGUUAAGACGGCGUAAGGAUGGAGAGGGUAGAGGAAGAGAAGAGGUGCGGAGAAAGCCUAAGAAGGAGAAGAGUAGCUUCAUGAGCAGAGUGUUUGGGUUUGAAUGGUCCGAUCUAUCUAGCUGGCAGCGCUUUGUGUGCCUCAUGAACCGGCCCACUGACCCAGCAGCCCUAGGAGUAUUCCGCUUUAUGUUUGGUUUUCUGAUGCUUCUGGAUAUCCCUCAGGAGCGAGGCCUCAGUUACCUGGACUACAAGUACAUUGAUGGACUGGAUGUGUGUCGCUUCCCAUUGUUUAACUCCUUGCGCCCUUUACCCCUGGACUGGAUGUACCUGACUUAUGUGAUCAUGUUCUUGGGCGCUCUGGGGAUCACCCUUGGUUGUUUGUACCGUCUCAGCUGCCUUCUCUUUCUCAUACCAUAUUGGUUUGUCUUUUUCCUGGACAAAACCACCUGGAAUAACCACUCUUACCUGUAUGGGCUGAUCGCCUUUCAAUUCACACUGAUCAAUGCCAACCGCUACUGGUCUAUUGAUGGUCUGUGGAACCCUCGUAAACGGAAUGCACACGUCCCACUAUGGAAUUACACUUUACUACGGACUCAGGUCUUCAUUGUAUAUUUUAUUGCUGGCAUUAAGAAGCUGGAUGCUGAUUGGGUAGAAGGUUACUCUAUGGGAUCUCUAUCACGCCAUUGGAUAUUUGACCCUUUCAAGCUGUUCCUGUCGGAGGAGAUGACCAACCUUAUAAUUAUACACUGGGGAGGUCUGAUAAUAGAUCUGACUGCAGGCUACCUUUUGUUCUUUGAUGCUACUCGCCCUGUGGCUUUGUUCUUUGUUUCGCAGUUUCACUGCAUGAAUUCUCAGCUCUUCAGUAUUGGUAUGUUCUCCUACACAAUGUUAGCUACCAGUACUCUCUUCUGUUACCCUGACUGGCCGCGACGUCUAGUGACCAAACUACCCAGCUGCUUGCAUAGGUUGCUGCCCGCUACAAAGCCGCCUCAGUUAAGCACUGAUUGUUUGUACUCUGGACAAAAGGGAAAGACAUCUGCACAACCAAGACUGAGACAUAAACUUGGAGUUGUCUUUACUAUUGUCUAUAUAUUAGAACAGCUAUUUUUACCAUAUUCACACUUCAUAACUCAGGGCUACAAUAACUGGACAAAUGGCCUGUAUGGGUACUCUUGGGACAUGAUGGUUCACUCCCGCUCGCAUCAGCAUUUGAAGAUCACCUACAAAGAUGGGAUUACUGGUGAAAUUGGAUACUUGAACCCUGGGGUUUUCACACAAACUCGGCGCUGGAAGGAUCAUGCGGACAUGUUGAAGCAAUAUGCACUUUGUUUGGAAGGCUUACUUGGCGCAUAUAAUAUAUCUAAACCAGAAAUCUACUUUGAUAUAUGGGUGUCUAUCAAUGACCGCUUCCAACAGAGGUUGUUUGACCCAACCGUGGACAUUGUAAAAGCAGACUGGUCGCCAUUCCGUAAAACACCCUGGGUGAAGCCACUACUGGUGGACCUUUCACCUUGGAGGGCAAAGUUUCAGGAAGUAGGGAACUCCAUUGACAAUCAGACAGAUGUUGUUUUUAUUGCAGACUUUCCAGAACUGCACCUAGAGAAUUUUGUGAGUGAGGAUCUUGGUAAUACCAGCAUUCAUAUCCUACAGGGAGAAGUCAACGUGGAGAUUGUAAAGGAGGCAAAAAACUUCUCACUGAAAGAAGGAGACCACAUGCAGCUGCCAGCUGGUGAGUACCACAAGGUUUUCACAGUGUCGUCCAGCCCAUCAUGUUACAUGUACCUCUAUGUGAACACCACCGCAGUGACCCUGGAACAAAACCUUACACGACUGCAGGAGUUGAAGGAGAAGGUGGAAAAUGGAACUGAGACCUCCCCACUACCCCUAGAACUGCAGCCCCUCAUAUCUGGCAAUGUAGAUGACCUGAACAUCACAGACCCUCUGGUUAUUACUUACUUGCGCAGACAGAAGCGGGUGGCAGAGGCUGAGAGGAGGCGCAAUGCAACUAUUAUACAGCGACUUGAGCAUUUCUGCCUUAAAAAGUACUAUCUUCUACGACGGAGUUUUCUUAUGACUACCAUUUCUCUCCGGAACCUAAUCCUUGGUCGCCCAUCCCUGGAGCAGUUAGCUAAAGAAGUAGCAUUUGCAAAGAUUACGUAUAAUGAUAUAACAAGAAAAGAGGAAAAGGAGCCAGAGCAUGUAGAAUAGACACUGUAGCAGAAACCCAUUGAGUACAAAAAUACUGUAUUCCUCAACAUGCAGAUUACAGUAUAUUUAAUUGUAUGUUUCUAAGAGAAUGUGAAGUUUUGUAGAUGGAAAUAGUUAUCGAUAGCUUAGUUUUUCUUCAAUUCAUAAUUUUUGUAGAUAUGCCUACCCGUGUAUUAUCAAAACAUAGUAUUACAGGGGGUAUACACUCUCCCGAGAAAUCUUAUUUAUACAAAGAAGGAAGAUUCAAACACAAGUCUAUCUCCACACUAGUAGAAAGUGUGUUUAUCCUGACCAAACUGCUUUACUACAUAUGUUGCACUACAAUGAUUUAUUCUCAAUUUAUGCCAUUAACAGAACAGUUUUUUUUAUACAGCUUUGUAAUAAAAGUUUAUUGGUACA
Molecule: messenger RNA, 2717 nt
Organism: Bombina bombina (fire-bellied toad)
Lineage: Eukaryota; Metazoa; Chordata; Amphibia; Anura; Bombinatoridae
Gene: GGCX
Product: gamma-glutamyl carboxylase
Exons: 15
Coding region: 63-2318 (751 amino acids)
Biological process (GO): peptidyl-glutamic acid carboxylation
Molecular function (GO): gamma-glutamyl carboxylase activity; vitamin binding
Source: RefSeq, a predicted model, not a curated record